Molecule: messenger RNA, 1550 nt
Organism: Botrytis cinerea B05.10
Lineage: Eukaryota; Fungi; Ascomycota; Leotiomycetes; Helotiales; Sclerotiniaceae
Gene: Bcpp2Ac
Product: Bcpp2Ac
Exons: 7
Coding region: 241-1236 (331 amino acids)
Biological process (GO): peptidyl-serine dephosphorylation; mitotic cell cycle
Cellular component (GO): cytosol
Molecular function (GO): protein serine/threonine phosphatase activity
Source: RefSeq, a predicted model, not a curated record
GAAAGCCCCUCCACAAACAUUUCUGCACGACGAACGCCCUGAAAUCUUAUGAUAAAAUUGCUUUUGCGAUUCUCAACAUAAGAUACUAGUUGAAGUUGCGCGGACCGCUUCCCGAAAAGAACAACAAACUUAAAUAGCCCUUUUGACGACCAACCCGCGCGCUUGUCGUCACCAAGCUCGAGCAAUUCAAUAUCGACAACCAAAUUAAACAACAAACCAUCAAAUUUAUCAUACGAUAGAAUGAACACAAUGGAUACAGAUAUGGCAGAUGUAGGCAGGACGGUUGAGCCCACGGGAUUAUCUCCAGUAGCAGAACCUGCCUCAAUACCAACUCUUGAUGGGUGGAUUGAGAACUUGAUGGCGUGCAAGCAGCUGGCCGAGGUCGACGUUCAGAGGCUUUGCGAUAAGGCACGAGAAGUAUUGCAAGACGAGUCGAAUGUACAGCCGGUGAAAUGCCCUGUUACUGUCUGCGGAGAUAUUCAUGGGCAAUUCCAUGAUCUGAUGGAGCUCUUCAGAAUUGGUGGACCAAACCCAGAUACCAAUUAUCUAUUUAUGGGUGAUUAUGUUGAUCGAGGUUAUUACUCAGUCGAAACUGUCACUCUUCUAGUCGCUCUAAAAAUAAGAUACCCCCAAAGAAUCACCAUCCUCCGUGGUAACCACGAAUCCCGUCAGAUCACUCAAGUUUAUGGAUUUUACGACGAGUGCCUCCGAAAAUAUGGAAACGCAAAUGUUUGGAAGUACUUCACCGAUCUCUUCGACUACCUUCCCCUCACCGCCCUCAUCGAUAACCAAAUCUUUUGUCUCCACGGAGGUCUUUCCCCCAGCAUUGACACGUUGGACAACAUCAGAGCUCUCGAUCGUAUACAAGAAGUGCCACAUGAAGGUCCUAUGUGCGACUUGCUAUGGUCGGAUCCAGAUGACAGAUGCGGAUGGGGAAUAUCCCCUAGAGGAGCAGGUUACACUUUCGGACAAGAUAUUUCGGAGGCGUUCAACCAUAAUAACGGAUUGACCUUGGUCGCAAGGGCUCAUCAAUUAGUCAUGGAGGGAUAUAAUUGGUCUCAGGAUAGAAACGUAGUUACGAUCUUCUCAGCCCCCAAUUACUGCUACAGAUGUGGUAACCAAGCAGCAAUCAUGGAGAUUGACGAGCACCUUAAAUAUACUUUCCUACAAUUUGAUCCAUGCCCAAGAGCUGGAGAGCCAAUGGUAUCACGUCGUACCCCCGAUUACUUCCUCUAGAUAUACAAACGGAGCGACUUAAGACGAAACACUUUGAUAUGCGAUAUUGCGUUACAAUGAUUGGGACAGAAGCAAUGAACAUUCUGUUUUCUGUAUGUGAGGUUCUAUGGCAUCCUUUGGGAAUAGCAUUCUAAUUGGUAUUGCCUACGAAUAAUACAUUGGUGGCCUAAUCCGGAAUUCAUCCAACUUUUGUAGACUUGCAGUAGACUACUUAUUAUACCAAAAUGCAAAAAAGCAGUUGAGGAUAUUUUCUUUGAAGGGGGGUACCAGCGGCGUGAAUAUACAUUCCUGUUGUUGUAAUUUGAUAUGAUACA